This is a messenger RNA of Penicillium brevicompactum, 1866 nucleotides long. It is a transcript of the gene eng2, whose product is annotated as putative GPI anchored endo-1,3(4)-beta-glucanase. NCBI's taxonomy places the organism in Eukaryota, Fungi, Ascomycota, Eurotiomycetes, Eurotiales, Aspergillaceae. The coding region runs from base 1 to 1866 and encodes 621 amino acids. The record is from RefSeq and is a predicted model, not a curated record. Gene Ontology annotation, molecular function: hydrolase activity, hydrolyzing O-glycosyl compounds. The transcript has a single exon. Gene Ontology annotation, biological process: glucan catabolic process.
AUGGCCCCUUCAACACGUUCAUUGAGCGCUGGCUCGCUCAUGCUAGCUCUGUUGGCAUCGCCAGCGGCUGCCGCCAAAAGCUACUCCCUGGUGGAGAACUGGGAGGGUAAAAAUUUCCUCGACUUUUUCAACUUCCACGUCGGAACCGACCCGACGAACGGUUACGUGAACUAUCUUGACAAGCAUACUGCGGAAGGCGCGGGCCUUGUCAAAGUAACUGAUUCCGGCAGCGUAUACCUUGGUGUCGACCACACAACCCAGCUCGAUCCCAAUGGAAAGGGUCGCGAUUCGGUUCGGAUCGGCAGUAAGAAGUACUACGAUCAGUCUUUGAUCAUUGCCGAUAUUGCGCACAUGCCGGGAAGUGCCUGUGGUACCUGGCCAGCAUUUUGGUCUGUUGGGAAAGAAUGGCCUGGCGAUGGUGAGAUUGACAUCAUCGAAGGUGUUAACCUGCAAGACCAUAACGAGAUUGUCAUGCACACAGCUGGUACUUGCAGCUUGACUGAUACGGAUAUGACUGGAGUUGUCAAUGCCACGGGAUGCGGCGAGGAUCUCGGAACUGUUGGCUGUGUGAUCGAGGGUCACAAGGGUAGCUAUGGCACAUCGUUCAACGGCCAGGGAGGUGGUGUCUAUGCGUUGGAGUGGACCGACGAAUUCCUCAAGAUUUGGUAUUUCUCGCGGAGCUCGAUCCCAGCAUCGAUCAAGAGUGGAAAACCAGACGUCACCCAAUUCGGCACUCCCAUGGCUUUAGUGGAGGAAUCAUGCGACGUGGCCAAUGCGUUCAAGUCUCAGUCCUUCAUCUUUGAUGUCACCUUCUGUGGUGACUGGGCUGGAGGUGUGUUCGGUGACUCAGGAUGCCCAGCAACCGACGCCGAUUCCUUCAAAAGCUGUCACAAUUAUGUCGCACACCACCCGGGUGAGUUCAAGGAGUCUUACUGGGAGAUUAACUCGGUCAAAGUGUACCAGUCGGGUGUCAAGGGCAUCGCUUCCGUCGCAUCUUCAGAGUCGCAAACCACUCAAGCUACUGCCGUGUCCGAGGCAGAGACAGCCAAGCCCAAGCCCACCGAAGCUGCCAGUGAAGCCAAAUCCGUGACCACCCCUCCCAUCGCAAUGACUUCUGAGACCGCAGUCGUCAGCCAGCCUACCAGCGCCCCGAGUACGAUCGAAUCCGCAUCCUCUCCGGACAAUGAAUCGGUUGGAAGCAUACAAGAAUUGAACCCUUCCUCCGCCCCUGCGUCUACCGCGACGGCAAACAGCCAUGCACCCCAGGAGGUGGAGCCCGUUGCCCCGAAGAAGACCCGCACCGUUACUGCCCACGUCACUGCAACUGAGACCGUCUGCCCUGAGGCGGAGAAGUCCUCUGCCAUGGUGGUGCAAUCCCCCGCGGUCUGGCCCCACUCCAGCCAUGGAGCUGUGCCACCUCCUGCUCAUCAAGGGGCUCCGACCACAAGCCCACAGCCAGUUUCAGGCCCCGCCACCACGCCUGUCGCACCAGGUGCUUAUACCUGGUCAGCGGAAACCGCUAGUCCUCCCGCUGCAAGCCUCAGUGUGCCGUCGCCCGCCAACCCACCCACUCCCCGUGGCUCACCGGCUGCCCCUUCGCCCUCUGCUGAGAGCUUUGGUGCUUCAUGGUCGCAGUCCUCCGCGCUGCCCUCCGCCGUUGUGUCUUCCGUCCCAUACGAGGCAUCCAGAGCUUUGAUCUCUGCGCCAACUGACGUGUCCCCCGCGACUGCAUCCGCUACCACUGGCUUCUUCAUUCCCAGCUCUACCCAGUCCGGAGUAAGCCCUGUGUUUACAGGCUCUGCUGACCGUCUUGGGGCUAGCUUGUUGGCUGUUUGGUGUGCAACGGUUGUCGCUUUCAUGAUAUAA